Hemibagrus wyckioides is the source of this 951-nucleotide messenger RNA. Its product is annotated as olfactory receptor 6N2-like. Gene Ontology annotation, molecular function: olfactory receptor activity; G protein-coupled receptor activity. The record is from RefSeq and is a predicted model, not a curated record. Gene Ontology annotation, biological process: G protein-coupled receptor signaling pathway. The transcript has a single exon. Bases 7 to 951 code for a protein of 314 amino acids. Gene Ontology annotation, cellular component: membrane. NCBI's taxonomy places the organism in Eukaryota, Metazoa, Chordata, Actinopteri, Siluriformes, Bagridae.
AAAGUAAUGGAUUAUUCUAUAAAUGCUACAUAUUUUACAUUGGAGGGACAUGUGGAUUUAGAACAUUACAAAUAUGUUUAUUUUAUAUUUACUCUCAUCAUCUAUAUAAUGAUUAUCUGCUUUAAUACUGCUAUAAUUUUAAUCAUACAAACAAACAAACACCUCCAUGAGCCCAUGUACAUUUUCAUUGCUGCUUUGCUUUGCAAUGCUCUCUUUGGUGCAACUGCUUUUUAUCCUAAACUGCUCACUGAUUUACUGUCUGAAAAACAAAUUGUCUAUUAUGAAGGGUGCUUAGUUCAGGCAUUUUGCAUAUACACAUAUGGUGAGUCAGAGUUCACCCUGUUAUCAGCUAUGGCCUAUGACAGAUAUGUGUCCAUCUGUAAACCAUUACAUUAUGCAACUAUUAUAAAAACAUCCACUGUCAGAAAACUAAUAUUUUUAUCAUGGUUUUUACCAUGCUGUGAAGUUGGUAUAUCUGUUAUUUUAACAUCCCGACUUCAGCUGUGUAAAUAUAAAUUAAAUAGAAUAUAUUGUGACAAUUUCUCAAUUGUUAAAUUAAGCUGUGGUGAAAUAUCUAUGAAUAACUCUUGGGGACUUUUUAUUUUCAGCAUUGCUGUGUUUCCUCCAGUGAUCUUCAUAAUCUACUCGUACAUUAGGAUACUUGCUGUCUGUUUAAAUAAUUCUAAAGAUUUCAGAAAAAAAGCUCUACAGACCUGUUUACCACAUCUUUUCAUUUUCAUAAAUUUUUCUGUCAAUGCAUGCUUUGAAAUUAUAAACAACAGACUGGAGUCAAAGCAAAUUCCACACAUUAUUGCCAUGAUCCUCUCAGUUAUACCUUUUGUUAUUCCUCCUCUAAUUAAUCCGAUAAUAUAUGGAUUAAAACUGCAGGAGAUUUUUAAUUGUUUUAGGAGAUUGAUGUCUAGCAAAAAAAGGUCACACAUUUCCUUUUAA